UUCUUUGUUGGUGUCGUUUUCCGGUUCCAGGCGCCAGAAUGUCCUCAACAGUAGAUGGCGGUAGUAAACUUUCGAGUAACAAUGCUUCAUUUCAGAGCUCUAAAACCACCAUAGAAGAAGUAGAUACAGCUCGUAUAAAUACGCAGGACAGUUCCCUCCCCCGUCAUUUAUCUGCAUUGCAGCACCGUGCCUCUUCUGCUCCAGCCCUAGUAAGGACAAAGAUAUCCCUAAAUAUGUCGGACGAGGGCAAACUUUUUAUUGGAGGUCUGAGCUUCGAGACCAACGAAGACUCGCUCGCUGCCGCUUUUGGCAAAUACGGAACCAUUGAAAAAGUGGAUGUGAUCAGAGACAAAGAGACCGGAAGAUCACGUGGCUUCGGCUUUGUGAAGUACGACAAUGUUGAAGAUGCUAAAGAUGCGCUGGACGCAAUGAACGGAAAGACCCUUGAUGGCCGUGCGAUUCGAGUGGAUGAAGCAGGAAAGGGAGGUCGCGCCAGAGGAGGGUUUUCUUCGGGCCCUCGCGGUGGACGCUUCAGCGGAUCAAGGGGUAGGGGCGGCCGUGGUUUCUCCAGGGGUGGCUACAACAGCGACAGAAGCUACGGAGACAGAAGUUAUGGUGACAGGAGCUUUGGAGGUGGAGACAGGAGCUUUGGUGGAAGUGGCGGAUUCAGAAGCGGUGGAUACUCAUCCGGCGGCUACAGAGACAAUAGGGGACAGGGAGGAUAUGGUGACCGAUCUGGGUCCUACAGAGACGGCUAUGACAGCUAUGCUUCACACGAGUAAACACCUCCUUGAUUCAAGAUCAUCACUUGGCUGGCUGUUUUUGAAAGAUGCUCUCCUCAAGAAAAAUUGUCCAUGUAUUUUGCUGACCUUGUAGUUCUGUUUUUGUAGUUCGCCAUCUUAAAUGUAGCUGUGAUUUUGGUCCUCAAAACUUGUUACAACAGUUAAUGAGUCUUGCCUUGCUCAAUUUGACAACAUCCUACAGCUUUGAUUCAAUUUGUCCUCAGUCGAGCACAAAGUCGUUCUCCAUUUGGGAGCUUCUGAUUGCUCAGCGGCAGCAUUGCUGUAGACCUUUUGACCGACACUUUAAAUGUGUUCUUAUAUAAUUUUUUUAUUAGAAAGUAUAUGGGGCAUAGUUUUCUUGGUCAAUGAUCUACCUCCUUAAGAGUUUUAAAUUGAGUGAGGAAAAAGCUUAAAUAGUUUGGGGAAUUAUGGAUGAAGUCCUUUUCCUAUUGAAAGAACCUUCAUUCAGCCAAGGCUCCUUUCUGUUCCAUUUCCCAAAAGAGUGAAUUCCUUUGACUGGUGAACUACACAUCCGAAGUGGCCGGCUGUUCAUGAAGUUGCAAAAUGCAGCAUGCUACAGUCUGUCCAAGGUAUCUUCUGUGCUCUCUGCUCAACGUCUGCAUUAUAAAUGUGCUGUAAAAUGGACUGUUUAAAGUGAUUCAAAAUGUAAUUUCGUUUACCCAAAAGUUUAGUCUAAAACGGGAACAGUUUUGUACUUUUUGUUCUUUGUAUGAUACAAGAAUUAUUUUUUUUGUCAGUUUGGCUUCAUGGAGCCUAUUAAACGAAACAUGGAAAAUGA
Messenger RNA from Oryzias melastigma (Indian medaka), 1581 nucleotides. RefSeq names its product cold inducible RNA binding protein a (gene cirbpa). Gene Ontology annotation, biological process: positive regulation of mRNA splicing, via spliceosome. Gene Ontology annotation, cellular component: spliceosomal complex. Lineage: Eukaryota; Metazoa; Chordata; Actinopteri; Beloniformes; Adrianichthyidae. The transcript has 7 exons. Gene Ontology annotation, molecular function: RNA binding. Bases 39 to 782 code for a protein of 247 amino acids. The record is from RefSeq and is a predicted model, not a curated record.